This is a messenger RNA of Cryptomeria japonica (Japanese cedar), 1527 nucleotides long. RefSeq names its product protein CONSERVED ONLY IN THE GREEN LINEAGE 160, chloroplastic. The coding region runs from base 255 to 1364 and encodes 369 amino acids. The record is from RefSeq and is a predicted model, not a curated record. Lineage: Eukaryota; Viridiplantae; Streptophyta; Pinopsida; Cupressales; Cupressaceae. The transcript has 9 exons.
AAUUGCUAGUUAUUAUUACAACUCAACAAGCUGGCAUAUCCAUUUGUUCAGCAUAGUAUGUGUCUGAAAAUUGUUUUACCAAAAGAAAUGUAGAUUUAAAUUUGAAUGGCUAACAUGCAUGUAGCGUCUCCCAGUUUGAUUAUAUGACGGACAGCAUCUUGCAAGAUAUUAAAAAGAUAGAACCCAAGAUGAUCUUCUAUCAAUUUAUAAUCUUUGAAAAAACGAUUCGUAUUCACAUUUCAUAAGCUCACCAAAUGAUGUUGAGGAGCGCCACUCCCAUCGGUUAUGGGGACACAAUUAUUCUUUCUUCUGUAGGGACGAUCUACGCGCAUACGAUAUCUUCGAAAUUCGUAGUUAGAGGCUCCAGUGAUCUGAAUUUGAAUUCCAGCAGCGGAGACCUCAAUGCAAAUGUACCUGCUAUAAAAUUUAUUAAACCACGUAAUCUGAAGACAUCAAAAUGGUCUAAAGGAGAUGGGCCAGGAGAAUAUGGAGGCCCCCCUGCAUAUACAGAACCCCAAAAAUAUUGGGGAGGAGACAAUUCUGAUCCUAUCACCACUAAAAAUGAUUUCAUUUGGAACAAAGAAUGGUUGGCUUUUGUCCAGACAGCUACUCCCGAGAUGCCACAGCUCAAAGAUCCCCAAAGGGAACAUGAAGCAGGUUUUCUGAGCCUUAAUAGAGCUAUGUCUCUUGACAGCCCUGAGGUGGACUUAAGUGAGGAACUAAUGAAGCCUUCAGUCUCAAUUUUAGAGCACCAAGUCCAAGCAGCUAGGCUUGGCAUUUCUACUGAUGAGGCCAUCAGGGCUGACAAACCUAGAUGGCAAGUUGCACCAACAACACGUGAGCAGGAGAAAUGGAAACGGGCUAGCAAGGCUACAACAGGGGGCACUGAUAUAUUAAUGCGCAACAUCAAUAGUAACCGAGAAGACCCUGCUGUCGUUGCUGCCCGAUCAAGGGAACAGUAUAUUCAGUUGAAACAAAGGUUACAGCUUAUCACUUUGGCCUUGGGUGGCCUUGGCACUGUGAGUGCUUAUGUAUCAUAUUCUCCAGAAGUUGCUACUAGCUUUGGUGUUGGAUUUCUUGGAUCCCUUGCAUACAUCCGCAUGCUGGGAAACAGUGUGGAUUCUUAUGGGAAGCAAGGUGUUAAGGGGGCUGCAAGAGGAGUUCUAGGGCAGCCGAGGCUAUUGGUUCCUGUGAUCUUGGUCAUGAUGUAUAAUCGUUGGAAUGGGAUCCUUGUACCGGAAUACGGGGUUGUUCAUCUAGAUCUGAUACCAAUGCUAGUGGGAUUUUUCACAUAUAAAAUUGCUACCUUUGUACAAGUUGUUCAAGAUGUUCUUCCUACUACAGGAGGGAAAGUACAACCUUGAUUCCCAUGCAGGAUUUCUUCCUCCAAUCAAUUAUUUUAUUUAUACCCUUGAUAACUUGUCUUAGUUCACAUAUUUGUGGGAGUUUAUCUAAACUUAGGAAUGAAUAGAUAUAUGUGUUUCAAUUCUUAUCUGAAUAUGUGCAUUCAACAUAAGUUUCUUCCUA